This is a messenger RNA of Homarus americanus (American lobster), 8272 nucleotides long. RefSeq names its product mucin-5AC-like. Lineage: Eukaryota; Metazoa; Arthropoda; Malacostraca; Decapoda; Nephropidae. Bases 368 to 6694 code for a protein of 2108 amino acids. The record is from RefSeq and is a predicted model, not a curated record. The transcript has 3 exons.
GCAUCGAGCAUGUCACGUAUAUAAGAGGAGAGAAGCGGGCGGCGGCCAGUACAGUACCACGGGAGACACACCACCUUCAGAGUGCUCCUCCUCACACCUCUCCUCCGUUACCAUAAUCUCCAAUACUUGAUCACAAAUUAAAGGAAACUUAUCACGUUACCUCAAGUUAUCGACAACGGAGAAAAAGGAAUAUCAACCCCACAAAAACUGAUAUAAAGUGAGCAGUGUGAGGACUAUAGAUACUGGUGGUGAGAUGUGAGGUGUCCGGAGCUUCGAGAGCCAGUAGGUAGUGAGCAAAGACAACCUGCAGCCCCACGCCACCUUCCCCUCCUGCUGUACCUGCCUCCCUCACUAUACCUCCUUCGCGAUGUGGAAACAACCAAUAUGGACACUACUGAUAUCCUGGGUAGGUGUUUGUACAGUGGUCAGCUUGAUCAAGGAGACAGAGGCCCAGCACCUGAAGGAGGAGGCCCAAGCACCGGCACAACGUCAAGACUCGUGGAGAAACACGUUACCGCAGGGCGUACUCGUACCUUCACCAGCGGUCGUGAUGCCGGUAUAUUUUGAUCCUCAAGACCGCAGCAUCAAUUCCAAUCCCACAGAUAACAAGGUGGAGCUAAGGUCAGUGGGAUGGGCAGGGAUAGGUGACAUUCCAAACAACAUGUUGCCACCACCAAUAGAACUGCCCAAGUGGGUGCCAGACUACAAACCAGUCAAGGAGAAACACUGGGAUGCAAUUGUCCAUGCUCUAACUGUUAACAAUGGCCAACCUUUGCUAUCGGACACUUUCCAUGAACCAACAACAAAGCCACAACCAACAACCAAGCCACAAGUAGUUACAUCAUUACCACUUCCUACAAAACCUUCAGAUACUUGGGUACCCACUAAUACCUCAUCUUUAGCAAUGAUCUUUUCAAAGUUUAAUGACACUCUCCCACUGCAAGAUUCUACAAACAGCAGAUAUUAUUCACCUUACAAUACAUCCAAAAUUUACGGAAGAAAAGAUUCCCUCGAAGAAGCCGUGGAUGAAGUGUUAACGUCCACGACUUUCAAUCCUCUUGAAGUUUUCCUUCCAGACCACGUGCGCCGCCGCCCAUACCAAGAGGUGCCUCAACGAAGGGAGAGUCAGCAACAGAAUAUUGUCUCGGCAUUUAACACAGAAAGUCAUUAUCAGCAACCCGAACCGAAUUCAAAUCGAAGCAGAAAUACCUCAAAGCCUCUUGAGUAUACCACAUGGCCAAAUGUUGGACAAGACACUACACAUGACCAAAACACAAAUAUGCAUGACUUAACACAGCCACAGCAAGGGAAUAAAUUGUCUAAUUCUGAUAUAUUUGUUCCACAAGUUCGGUAUGUGAAUCAAGGCCCUCAACACAGAGUUACACCAUCAAUAAUAACAAAACAAAUUCCUCAGAUCAGUCAUUUAAGGACGAGUAACUCACCAAGGCCACACAGAGCACCAAUAACCCCACAGUACAGACAAUGGCCACUGGUUACACACACAGAUAAUUCCCAACCACAAACGUCUCAGGUCGUCCAUGGUCACAGAUUAAUUAGUGCAGUAAAGGACACUUUCCCAACCAGUCAACCAAUAAUUGUAGUCAGAGAUUCAAAAACAAAACAAACUUCAGACUCGGCUACACAAUCCCCAAAUGAACAACAAAAUCAAGAAACCCUGACUGAGGGCCUCCAACAACAGGAAACAAUAGCUCGUAUUAUUAAUAAUAAAAAUUCUAGAGAGGAAACAGAAGGAGUAGUUUACACCCAGCCAUGGCUACAUGCUGUUGUACAAAAUGACCUCAAGAACUGGGGUUUCCCUUAUGACAAAGAAGCCCUCCAACACAUUCCACCUGGCUACUCCCACGCACCACCACAGUCCCCUCGAGUUAGGCGUAAAGAAAACAACAACUCUUUCAUUUAUUUAUCAGAUGAAGUACAAGAUCAAAAGAACAAGUCUCUUUCCCCCUCAGUAAAUGCUCACCACUUGGCAAUAGUUGAAGCACCAAGUAAACCAACCAAUCGGCCUUUAGCCAUCAAAAAUGUUCAUGUAAUAGCACCUAAGCCUGAUCACGUACCACCUAUACCCCUCUUUCGACCAGCUGAGAAGAAACCUUUAUAUGCAUCACCUUAUGUGGUGAAUGGUGAACCGACUCAACCUUUAGGCCAGGAAGGUGACAACUCUUUCCUUGUAAUUCCCUACCCAGUUCAGGAUCCUGACACUCAAGACCGCAGCUCAAACCUCUAUCCUGUUGCUAUACCCCUCGAGAAACCUUCCAGAAGACAGGACAUUAAUCCUAUUCAAAUGAUCAUGCAGCCUAUUCGUAACAUACUUCAGAUUGGCAGAGUUGCCAAUGUAUCACUUGGUAGAAGACCUUUGUCUACACAACAAACUUUAAAUAUUCCAGGUCUGGUGCAGCAAUUAGGAACAAGAGAAGAAACACCUGCCCCACUAACAGUACUUGCACCACCACCACAACUAAGAGAACUACCCCAAUCUUCAGCCACACCUCUGUUCCGUAUAAAGUUUCCAGGGUUUGGUCCUCCAAAAGGGGAGGAUGUGGUUAUAAUGUCAGAUAAUUUAAAUAAUCAGAAAGCUAAACCAGAAUUAACAAACCCAGCAUCUCUAGCAGGUCUGCAAGAACCAAAUGUACCCAGAGCUACUCUGCCUCCACCUCCUUCACAAGAGCUGCAACAACAAGCUGUCAACAUUCAGCCUCCAUCUUUUGGUACAAUACAAGCACAAUCCAUCGCAUCUACAGUUCCUCACAGUCAGCCUCUGGUUACAUCUGAUGAAGGUCACUCAGGCAGGCCAGUGAAGCAACACCCAACAGCAGAUGUACCUCUAAGUGCAUUUCAACUACCACUACAAAAUCCAACUGCCAAUUUUCAACCUCCUGAGCAGUUUCAAUUUCAACAAAAUUUUCAGCCUCCCCAGGAGGUUCAAGUAAAUGAUUUUCAACCUCACCAGCCGGAUAAUUUUCAGUCUCCACAACCUGUAUUUGGAAAUUUCCAACCAUUUCCACCCUCACAUGGUGAAACACCACCACCAGUACUGAACACUCAUACCCUGACACAACCCACAAGUCCUCCCACAGCUAUAUUUGUCCCAUGGCCAAACACACAAAAUGGCAAUGGUGAUGCUCCACCUCCACCCUUGGCUUCACUAGGGCUUACUGACCUUCCACUAAAUGAAGUUCCUCCACCGAUAAGUUCCCCUUUCCCCAGACAUCCUUUGACCGCACGUCCUUUUAACCUGCCACCUCUCCCAAACAUGGACUUUCUGAACCCUUUCAAUAUGUUCCGAAGUCGGGAAAACACACAAGUGACAAAUAACGGCUUUCCCUUUUUUUCCUCAUUUUUCUCCAAAGCAGAUAACGAGGCAAGUUCUUCCAUAAAUAAAAAAGAAAUUGAAAACCCAGCAUUCAGAACAAACAUCAAGACGCAGGAACCUCGACAACAAGCUUUACCGCUGGAAGACGGGCCAGACAAAGACUCUAGCAUGGACUUCCUGAGGGAUGUUAGGAGUAGUAAACCCUUGGCGGCAGAAGAAACCGGUUUUAAUUUCAUGCCUCACUUACAUCCAAUCUUAAGGGACGACACCAUAAACUCUCCUCAGGUACAAUCUAAUCCCUCGUUAGUCACAGGUAAUUCACACCCUGUAAAUUAUUCGUUGUCCAAGCCACUCAUUCGCCCACCUUCACGUAUUCACAACAUUAACCGCAAUAGACUUAACAGACAGCAUUUAUUAGGCAACCGGCGUCCAACAUCAGUUACACAGAUCGCUAAUCAACAUACGCCCGAAAUUCGACCUUUAGUCAAUCAGUAUCCUCUUUCCUCUCCACCUGGGCUGAUCCAUCCAAGGAAAAAUGCACAAGUGCCACUUUUUAAGACAACGCAGAAUCCUACCUCACAGCAAGAACCAGCUGGGGUCUCUGGCAGCCUCCAAGAAAGCCAGGUUAAAAAAUACACACCAAUAAGACAUGAAAACCUUCAACCAAAUAACAAUCACAGCAUACCCAAACCUUUGAGUCGUCCAUCAUACCCAACGACACAGAGGAGCAACGGGGCCAAAAUCAAUCCCCAGACAAAUCCCGCUCAUCCAGUUUUCUCAGGACCUCAGUCAAGGCAAGAGACUUUUGAACCUAGACCUGAUAUGAUCCACUUCACAAUCGAUGAUGUUGUGCACCGUCCUGGUUCAUUCAGUCGGGUUAAUCAACAACCUAAAUUUACACAAACUUCAGAAAUUGGUAGAAAAUCACAACAUGACUAUUCAGCUGAAGAUGAUAUGGAUUUAUCACCGUCUGAAGAAACAAUCACAAUAGCAAAGUUCAUACAACCAUCACAGCCCAAUAAACCAACCACACUUACCAUGCAAAGGAUUACCCCAACUCCAUCUACCAUCACUGCUCAAUCAUCUUCAACAAAAAUGACACGUUUACCUUCUGGCCUCCAAAAAACAACCACAGUCUUCCAGGCUGGGACUACACCUCGAGUAAACACAACUCCAAGAACUCCACACACAAAACAACCUAAGACUCACCAGACUCGGGUAACUCUCUCAACACCGACCAUGUUUAAAUAUCGACCAAAUACUAGUCCCACUAACUCAGCUUCACAUCCCCCAACAACUUACAGGCCUCACGUCAGUCAUGAUGUUACAGUCACAAGCAAGUCUUCCUUCUUCCCUGCUCAUUGGGGAAUCACACUACCAGUGUUAUCACAGACAAAAACUACUACCCCAGCGAAGGAACCAAAGAACAGUGAAAGACAAUACCUCCCCUCAGCAGCCUCAUCCAGGAUUACCAUCAUUGAAGCUACACCUAUGCCAAAGCCUGGAGAAAUCUUUCCAACACUGAAAAAUUUCCAAGCAUAUAUGUCACCCCAACCACCUACCACCACAACAAACCCUACAACAGUGCCAACAACACCAACAACAACAACAGUCACAACAACAACAGUCACAACAACUACACCGUCGACCACAACCAACAAAAUUUCAACAACAGAAGGGAGUGAAAGAGAAUCGGUAAAACUAAUUGAUGUCACAUCAUUUCGUCCUAAGGGAAAGCAUGCAACACGUCCCCAGCCUCCAGGCUUGAUGAAGAUCAGAAAGAGGCCAGAAAUAAUGAUGCCGGGAAGGUGGAACUACCGAACUAUUGCCAAACCACCACAAAUAGAAUCAGACUCACUCAUCAAUAAUAACGAUAAAAAUAACAGUAAGGAGCCACGCAUCAUUACUCAUAACAGGUUCAAGGUGCAAUAUAAUUCACCUCCAAGAAAAGUCUUUCAUAUGAACAGACCAACACCUAAACCUGCUCUACUAACAGAAAAGUUCUCAACUACCUCAUCAUCAUCAUUACCCACCACCAGCACCAUAGUUACUGACAAAAUUCAGAGUCGUCCCUUUGUUGUUCCGUCACCUACUUCCAUAGACGUGACAGUGGACCGGCCCAUUACAACUCCAAGAACAGAGAGUCAGAAAUCCCAAACUGUAGUACUUACGACAUAUCCUUCGUCAAACAUGGACAGUAAAGUAACAGAAGAAAAACAAGAGGAUCAUAUAACAGACACAGAUAUCACAACCCCACAAUACCUUGACACUACAACACAAACCACAAUAUCAACACCUGUUACCUCUUUACCACCUGUUAUUACCAAAACUCCGAUAUUUAGUUCCAUUCAGCGACUGCGCAACUUUAUGACAAACAGGAGAAAAAAUAAGACACCUGUAACGCCACAAACAACUGCCACGUCAACUGAAGGUACACAGACCUCUGAACAAGGAGAGGAAACCCUGAUUAAUGAUUCAACAAUGACCAGCCCAAGAACACCAUCUGCUGCAAGAACUAGACCAAGUUUAUCAUUUGCUACAAUACCCAGAUCAAGUACAUCACCUUCUACCAUACUGAGAUCAAGUACAUCGCCUUCUACCAUACUAAGAUCAAGUACAUCAUCUGCUACAAUACCCAGAUCAAGCACAUCACCUUCUACCAUACUAAGAUCAAGUACAUCAUCUGCUACAAUACCCAGAUCAAGUACAUCACCUUCUACCAUGCUACAAUCAAGUACACCAACUGUCCCAUUACCCAGAUCAAGUACAUCAUCAUCAGUAAGAUCAAACUUCAGAAUGUUCGGUGCAUACAGGACUCCAAGAGACAGCAGAAAAACCUCCCCAUCAACGAGUCCACCAAUACUGCCUCCCACAACCACGACGAGAAACCCGAGACACAUCACUGGUGGUACCACAUCAACGUCAACUGGGGUGUCAAACUUUAAGGACAGCGACCACGAACACAGUGGCAGCAGCAGCUCCACCUCACACUCCUGGAAUGAACCUAUUGAGGAAAUGUUUCUCCAAGGCCAUCCAGAGAUGACUGAUUUUUAUAACUGGGAGUCAAGCCGUCUCGACACAUCCGACCAGAGUGAUUCAAGCUUUCCUGAAGAAGAUCAAUAUUACAGUCCAAGUGACGGUGAGAUUCUCUUGCCCGGAGCUUCUGAAGUUUCUCCGGUGACUGUGGAACCAUUCUGGCAACCUUUCAGAGCCCUUGCUUCAAAUGAGUCAAGUCAUCUGAAGUCCUCCUUCGGUAAUCAGCUUGUGGUCUCACCCCAGUACACUUCCAUUGCUAGAAGCACACCAAAGAAGGUGCAGAAGGUAACACCCUCAGGUACAGCAACGGCGCGUGGACCUCCCUGAUGGGAAGUCUGGGUCAGGGCAAGAACCCAUAUAGCCACGUCGUCCACUCCAUACACAGUAAUGAUCAUAAAGAUUUCAUAAAAAUAGACUUACCGGGUAUUUGUGAUAUUUUAUUGCACAAUGUGUUCAAGAUUUUUUAUUUUUUUUAACAAAUAAGCAUAAACAUAACCACCAUAUUUUGUACCCUCUAGCACUCCAUUUCAUGAUACUGAUGGUAACAAAAUAUUAUGAAUUUACAACACAAAAAUUAUUGAGAUAUGUGUCAUAAUGACUCUACAUACAUUCACUAAAUCCUCAUGAACUUCCAAACAUUUAAAAGAUACUCAUCUGCUGGUCGUGCAUUGCUUUCACUUCUGCCCUUGAAAGUGAAUGUGGCUGAAUUGCCUAUUACCUGAUCAACACUUUACAUCACCUACAAUACAAUAUACUGUGCUGACACCCUUUCAAUACACACAACCAUCUUGACUUGGACUUCAGGUAUUCAAACACUUUUUUCAUAAUAUGUAUAAAUAUAUAUUGUGAACACCAUCAAGCUUCUGAAAUCAUGAAGUGAGUAAUGAUUGUUUUUAGAAGUUGGGUGUAAACUGUAAUGGAAAUUAUCCAAUUUUGUUCUUGUCUGCCCCUGUAAAUAGUGUUUGAUCACAGCAGUAGGCGGUGGCUGGACCAUCGUCUCUACAUGUAUAGUUCAGUAUUAGUCUUCUAGUGUAAGUCACCAAUCAAUUCAUUAACUCUUUUAUAACAUGUACAGUUUUUAUCUUCCUCUCAUGUGGCUGCUGUACUAAUGUAUGUUUCUCUCUCUCUUAUAAUAACCACAUAACAUACACCAUAAAAGUUAUCUUAAAUUUGCUUUCAUCAUCAUUACUCUAAAAGAGUAUUUCCAGUCUACUAAUGUUUCAUCAUUCACACGUAAUACAAAUUUACCACAACUGAUUUAUGAAAAUUUUACAAGCAAUAAUUCACUGCAUCUUCACUACUCAAUAUUACAGUAGUUUCAGGUGAAUUCUCCAUUUAUCUUCGUAUAUGUUUAGUGUUUACUUAAGCAACACCUUUUAUUUCAUCUCUACACUUCAUCCUAACUAUACAGUAACAAAACACUACAACACAAUAAAUUGGUACAAUUCUGUCUCCACAGCACCAAAGAGUGAUUCUGAGUUUGUAUAUAAAGUGUGGCUGGCCAGAUGUUUUUAUUAUAGAUGGCUAUGAGGAGGAGACUGUCAUGCCAACACCUCAUGCUGACCAACCUAACCAACAUAGUACAGCAUUAUAUUCCAUUACUUUUAUUUCAAAUUACAUGAAAGAUUGUUUUCAGUUACAGUUCACUCGAUAUAAGAACAUAUAUUUACAGUUAUAAAGCUCUUUAAAUUCAACUUUGUUACGAGAGGCAUCCCUGGCCACUAAUUGUAUACAUGAUAUAGAGUCAUCACCUUCCAGCCAUCAUUAAUAAUUACAUUUAUAAUAUAUUUUCAACUGACACCAUCUAGGUAGACCUUAUUUGAUUCUCCAGGUCUUGUUUGCUGUCUGUCCUUCACUUUCUGUACUCAUUAAUAAACACAAUGUAUCACUGAUGACAAUUUAUUA